ACUGCCCGGGCUCAUUAUGGUUGCGCAUUUGUUAAAAUGUUCCAUAAUCUUUAAUUUUGAUUAUGGGUGUGGCCCCAGACUAUUGCAAUGCAUUUCUCCUACGUUGCUAAGGAAUGCAGCUCCACCCCAAUUGAUGAAAAAGCCACACCAGUCUCCGAGUAACCAGAUUGAGGGCAACUAAUGCUUGGUUUGACUUGCUGUACAACUAUACUAAUAGAAGAAGUACUUCUGUGUUUGGUUCUCCUGAUCUGGACCCUACCCCAGUUACAUUGUAGGGAGACAAUUGUAUCAUCGCUGGCAAGUUUUUAUAUAGGCUGUCUGUGUAAGAGUAUAAAGGAGAGAAGUAAAUGGCAGUACAGUUGUACUACCUGACUACAUGAACUUGAGGCUAGAAUAGUGAUAUCCUUAAAUCUGUUUUCUCUGGGUUGAAUUUAGCACAAGUUUCAGCAGUAAAAGGAUAAUAUUCAAAUAUCCAGGGCAAUCUGACUUUUUCUGGAAUUCUUUUUAAAAAACUUGGCAUUUUAGCUGCAAAUUCUGGCUGUUACAAACUAGUGGCAGCAAAUUGUAAAGUAGACAUACAUAAUCUUUAAACCUAAUCUCAGCAUCAAUUUCAGUUUAAUCAUUUAAAAAUUUGAGUUAUCACACAAUGUAUGUCCCUGUUUUAUAAAUUUUAUUGCCAUAUCAACCAUUUCCAUUUCUUGUACAUCUGGGGAAAAAAGACCCUUGGCUUCCAGUUGGUGACUGCACCGAAUAAUUGAACUGAUGAUCCCAGGGCUAGAAAUGUGGUACUCUACCAGUAAGACUGGCCCCACGUGAUGGAAUUUUCUCCUAUAUCUCCUCCUUCCUCUCAUCGUCUCCAUCCCUCUUGUUUAGUCGCCCUCUUAUUUUUGAUUCAAUGCAAGCUUUGAUCUUAUGGUCCUUCUAUGAAGUGAUUUGGGGUGUUUUUCUGUGUCCAGGCAAUGUGUAAAUGUAAUUAGGUACUGUAGUUGCAAAUGUUCUUUGGUAAAAUCAAUAAAGUGGGUUCUCUCGUUAGCAAAUGUACCAGAAUAAGCUGUUGGAGUGCUGAUCCUUUGUCGGGCCUGCGUGGGCUUUAUUGUGGGCCUUUUGCACAAUAUUAAAACUAGUUUUAAAGUGUUUGUCAUGUGCACUUUGUAUGUGGUAUUUACGGGAUCUAUUGUAUUUGAUCUGUCAACUUUAUUUCUCAGUGGUCACAUUUCUGAUUUAGAUUCCCUACAGUGUGGAAACAGACCCUUUGGCCCAACAAGUCCACACUGAUCCUUUGAAGCAUCCCACCCAGACCCAUCCCUCUAUACCCACACACCCCUGAACACUACAGGCAAUUUAGCGUGGCCUGUCCACGUAACCUGCACAUCUUUGGACUGUGGGAGGAAACCGGAGCACCGGAGGAAACCCACGCAGACACAGGGAGAAUGUGCAAACUCCACACAGACAGUCACCCAAGGCAGGAAUCGAACCCGGGUCCCAGGCGCUGUGAGGUUGCAGUGCUAACCACUGAGCCACCGUGAUUAUGAAGGUUAAAUGGAUUGACGAGUCUUGUUAAACAUUUCAUCUGAGAAUUUGGCAUUUCUGAUUAAUGAUUCUGAUGUUCCCUACUCUUGCCUCUGUUUUACCCCCAGCUCAGCUUUAUUUCAAUCCCAUUUAGAUUAUUUAUUGUGCACUUAUGGUAAGAGCAAACUGCAAGUAUUGGCAAUUUUGAAAUAAAAGGCAGUACUUCUGGAAAUGUAUUGUAGGCCAAUUGGCAUUUUGUUCAGAUGAAAAACUAACUUAAUAUUUUGAAUUCUGAGCAGAAAGGUAACUGAAAUUAAGACACAAAUUCUGGAAAUAAGAAAGAUCUGUGAAAAGAGGAUUAUGACAUUUCAGUUGUUCAGAGUAGUUCUGAUGAAAGAUAUUUUGAAAUGUUACAACUGAAUAAACAUUAUUAAAUUUUGACAGUUUUUUUCAUGAUAGUCACUGUUGGCUCCCAACCCACCAUAUUUCCAAACUUAAUUUACUUUCAUAAUUUAUGGGUUUUGAACACUCAACAGUUGCUUUGCUCAUUUAGUGCAAUAACCAUUAAACUGUAAGUACCCUACUGUUCACGUUUGAUAUGGAUUACUGAAGAUAAAAACUGUUGGAAAUCACAGCAGGUCAUGCAGCAUUAGUAGAGAGAUUGAGCAAGCUAACAACAUUUCAAGACCAGAUGUCAUCUCUUCACACCACCAAGGAGUAUGGAGUCGUUGUUCAUUGUAUACGCUAGAGUUUCUGUUCGAGCCCUGAUUAAUGACUUCAAAGACACUCCAACAUUUAUGUACAAAGCAGCCCAUGUAUUCUUCAUUGACACCUGCCCAGAGUCGCUGUUUACCGAGCUUGGAAGAUCACGGUGCACAAAAGUAGUAAAAACCCUCAAAGAAAUUCAUGCAUCUUUCCUUCCUUUUGAAUCCCAAGUGUUCUCACUGGAUUGUCUGGAUUCAUUCCAUCACUUCUUCAGCUGUCACACUGCAAAUGGUAAUAGUGUGCUCCUGGAGGAGCUGGCCGAACAGAUUGCAACAUUAUGUGAAACAUUGAAGGAAUAUCCAGCUGUGAGAUAUAGAAAGGGCCCAGAAAUCAAUGCAACUUUGGCAAAUCUAAUUCAUGACAAACUGAAUGCAUACAAAGCUGAUAAUCCCAGCAUGGGGGAGGGUCCUGAAAAGUCCCGUUCGCAGCUGCUGAUAGUCGACCGGGGCUACGACCCAGUGUCACCAAUCCUGCACGAGCUGACCCUCCAAGCUAUGGCCUAUGAUUUGUUAGCAAUUGAUCAAGACAUUUAUUCAUAUGAAACUGCAGGAGUUGCAGAAUCUCGAGUGAAAGAUACCCUCCUGGAUGAGGAUGAUGAGCUUUGGCUGCAGCUGCGCCACAUGCACAUUGCUGAUGUCUCCAAGAAAGUGACAGAGUUAUUAAAGACAUUCUGUGAAAGCAAAAGGAUGACAACAGAUAAGGCUAAUCUGCGGGAUCUUUCUCAAAUACUAAAGAAAAUGCCUCAGUAUCAAAAGGAGCUCAGCAAAUACUCCACACAUUUGCAUUUGGUUGAAGACUGUAUGAAGCACUUUAAGGGCUCAGUAGAAAAGAUGUGUAAAGUGGAGCAGGAUCUUGCCAUGGGCACUGAUUCAGAGGGAGAGAAGGUCAAAGAUCCAAUGAAGAUAAUUGUGCCGAUCUUGCUGGAUACGAACAUUAAACCCUAUGACAAAAUCAGGAUUAUUCUUCUGUACAUCUUCCUCAAAAACGGGAUCACAGAAGAGAACCUCACCAAACUUAUUCAGCAUGCAAACAUCCAGGAAGACAGCAAUAUCAUCCGAAACUUUCAGAACCUGGGUACGACCAUCAUAACUGGGAGUGGAUCAUCUUCAAAGCCUAAACCAGAAAGAAAAUUACGAACAGAAUCAACUUACCAACUUUCCAGGUGGACUCCAGUCAUCAAAGAUAUCAUGGAGGAUGCUACAGAAGAAAAGCUUUGCAAAAAGCAGUGGCCAUUUGUGUCGGACCCUGCCCCAAGUGCAGCAACUCAGACAGCUGUGAGUGCCCGCUUUGGUCAUUGGCACAAGAACAAGACACCAACAGAGUACAGAACUGGACCCCGGCUCAUUGUUUUUGUUAUUGGGGGUGUCUCCAUGUCCGAGAUGCGCAGUGCAUAUGAAGUAACAAAGGCUACUGACAGCAAAUGGGAGGUGUUGAUUGGUUCUACUCACAUCCUGACUCCUGAAAAAUUCCUGGACAGCCUGAAGAGUUUAGACAAGCCUCUGGAGACUCAAAGCUGAAGCUCCUGUUGGAAGUUCCCAAACUUGUUCUUAACCUGUAAUUUUCCCGACUGUGAUUAAACCCACAGAAAAGUGAAAUAGUGACUCUAAAUCAACUGGUUGUAUGUUAAGCUCACUGAAUUAGGUGUAAUUAUUUAUUUAUCUUAAAAUUAAGUUUACAGUUAUCCCUUAUUGUCAAGCAAGGGUGCAUCAGUGCUAAUUUACUUGCCACUUAGUGAGUUAGACAUUUUUUCUUCUCCAAUCCAAUUUUCUUCCUUCAAAAAUGCUUGCUGUUGGUUUGAUUUGUAAACAGAUGUUAGCCCCUUUGAUACCUCAAUCCUGUCCAUCUGAUGUGUGUUUAACAACAGAGAAUUUUUUUUGUUGAUACAGAGACACAAUAGUUUCAGUCCUUCGUCAGUAUUGAGUCAUGUCAACAUGGGUGGCACAUGGAAAGCUGUGUAUUCCAAGUGUAUUUGACAUUAACAUUGGGCUCAUAGAGUCAGGAGUGAGCUUUGCUUCAGAAAGAGAAAACGACAAAAGUGAGAAUAUUUGGUUUUAAUUAGAGAUGGCACCUCACCCAUUCCUGGUCUUUAUGCCUCCAGAUUGUAAUACCAUUGUAGUUGGCUGCUCUCAUGAUCAAUAAAAUCACCAGCUGCAGAAAUUAAAUUUAAGAUCGUCAAAAACACCUUUGGCAUAGAUGAGGAGCUGAAUCAUUGGACAUGGCAUGUGUUACAAUGAUUACAAAGAGCUAGAGUACAAUAAACGAUUGAAGAUAGAAAGAUAAAUUGCACUGAUGCUACCAGUUAACUUUUGAAGUGCUUUGAUUUUGAGCUCAACCAAAGUUGGUAAGCAACGCUCCUCCUGGUGAGUUGUUCUAUCUCUGUUAGAACAGAGGUUUCAAAAGCCUUUCAGUUAAUGUAUAAUCAUAUAGCCUGGCCCUCAUCUGAUACCUUUGUAUUGUUUUUACACUGUACAUUUUAAUGCACUUUGCAUUGUUUGUAAACUGGAAGCAAGGACCAAAUCAUAAAGGAUUAUAUAUUUGUGGUGUGUUGCAUAAUCUUUUACUUUGUCUCUUCGUAAUCUGAAUUUUUAUUUUCAAUUACUUAGAUUUGAUAGGUUGAGCUGAAGAAGACCCUUCAGAUCUAUUUGAUAGAUGUUGCAGAAUACCAAUGCUAAGCCUUUCCAUGAUUUGAUUUUUGUAGGCACGUGGACCUCCUUUUAACAUUUACCAAAUCACAUUGAAUAAUGAAAAAGCAAAUUUAGGAUGCAAUUAUGUUUUAAGAUAAAGUCUCAAUGGGAUGGAUGCUGAAUUUGGCCAUCACAGUCACAAUAAGCAGAUGUUAAUGUGCGACCCAAAAACAAUUGCAGAUUAUAGGUAACGGUUUUCUAUCUGUAAAAUUUUCAGUCAUCAGUAAUCCUUACGUUGACAGUCUGUUGGAAUAUGGUAACUUACAUGCAUGUUGUAAUGGUGUAUCAUUUGCAUUCUCUCUGACAUAUUCAGAACAUCUAAAGACUGUUGUCCCUCCUCUUCCUUCUUCUCUCCGCCCGCGCGCGCCCCCCCCCAAACCAACUCUCUCACUCACUCACUUUAUUUAUUUCUCCUCACCACCAUUGCCAUCUUCUGACAGGCUCUCCCCAUUUUCCUUUGUAGUGAGCAAGUCAUCUGCUUGAACUAAAUACAAGAAGAUCAGAGAAACCUGCGUUGAAUUUUUCUGUUACCUGCGCUCCCUGGCUUCUUUACCUUCUUAUCCCCUCCCUGUUACCGUUGCCAAAUUUGCGCUGUUGUAUGUGGAAUCGUGGCAUGAGCCUUCACCCCCUGUCUGGAUGGCACCAUGCAUUGCAACAACUGGCACAGCAUAGUAUCCCAUUAAUGUAAAAUAACAAAUGUUGCAUUAGUUUCUAGAUCAUAUAACCUAGUAACGCUCACCUUUUAUAUACAAAGAUGUUUUAAUAACAUUUAUAUUUACAAGUAAACACUUAUUACCUCAAUACAAAUUAUUAAUGGAGGGGGAAAAAAAGGAACUUUUAUUACUAGAUCAAAGCCUUGCCUUUGGGGAUUAUGUUAAUUUGAGUUAAUUUGUUAGUAAGCUCACUACAGAUUACGGUGUUGUUUACUUUUUGUCUGACACAAGGUGACUCCUAACUCUGAAAAACUGCAUUGCUUCACACUGAAGGAGAUAUUUUAACUGUUGCAGCAAUAAAACUAAUCUAGCAAAAGGUAUUUUUGAGAACUCAGAAUCCCAGGAUUUUCACAGGAGAGAGAGAGACACACACGAUGCUGUUUGGUCAAGGCUACAUCCUCUGAGAGCGUCAGUGUAGAUUUGCAUGAGUUCACUUUUUUAAGCUUUAUUGCACUAAUUAAAUGCAGCCUUUGCAUAAAUUCCCAUCACCAGUCUGUAUGGUUUUUAAACAUGUUUCAAUGCAGUAGAUGUUUGUAAAUUUUGUUUAAAUGAAGGCCAUAAACAUAUUCAUUAGUUCAUGUUGAAAUCUCUCUUUAAAAAUCUUGCUUUGUAAAUGGUUCAAAUGGAUCAUUCUAGUCUUGGUUAUUAUUAUGUGACACAAUCUUUGUUUAAAGUAUGAUUGAGAAUAUCUGUAUGCUACAUUUCAAUUGUUCAGUGACCUAUGCUUUGUACGUAUUUUGUUAAAAUGGACCUUUCAUACCCUUGCCCUACCCCAAUACUGGUUCUGAAAGGAAUGUUGAACAGGAUGACAUGUAUACUCUCUGGGCUCCUAAGUGUUCAGAUUCAUGUUAAGAAAAUCUCUGAAUUGUGACUUAUUUUAAGAUUUUUUUUAUACCUGGGCGUGUUUUAAGCCAGUGAUAAGCACCUGAUGGUUUACGAACUAUGCAUAUUUUGAGACAUGCUUCAGCAGACUUGUCAUGACUUAACAAAUGUGGGCUGUGUUGUCAGUGGUAUCUGGCUGUCCAUUACCCUCCUUCAGCCAAGAGGAUGCUUUUCCACACUGGUGCUCCUGGUCUAAGGAGUGUGCUUAAGGCAUAGAUAUGCGAAAGUUGGUUCUGUAGUGAGCAUUCUAAGUUUAUCAGAGCCCCUCUGCACUUCGUCCAAAGUCAGUUUGACACGGGGUGUAUUCCAUAUGGUCCCAUGUUCUGUAGUAGUGAGACCCUGCUGCAACUCCAUCCUUCCUUUGUUCUGCUAUCCCAGGUGGCCAUCUCACACCAUUUGUCUCUAAAAUUACAUCUAGAAUUCAAUCAGUACUUCCUUGUCCCUGUGUUCUGCAACCAUUUUACAUUGGUCUCUGUGUAUAUAUGCAGUGUCACUGUGGCCUUAAUACCAGCCAGGAUUUCUAAUACAUAAGUUAGACCUAGCUUCACCAGUUGGUCUGACCCCUUGUGAAGUGGCAGGGGACACUUUAAGCAUUCUGUCUUGUUGCAGACCAGUUCAUCACAGACCAUGACUGGGUAGGGGGGGCUAACUAACUCCAUUCUCUGACUAGUUUGAAUCUUUUGUUUCCAGCAUGUAAUCUGCCUAUAUUUGAUCAUUUCAGUGUGUUGAAUUUCAUUGUACCCAUGAGUUAUCUAGAUGGCAAAAGUUGAUGUAAAUAUUUCACCAUUAGUAGUUGGAACCAGUGUAACUUUUGUAUGUAUGUGCAUUGAAUAAUUAAAGUCCUAUAAGCUCGCA
Messenger RNA from Stegostoma tigrinum, 7408 nucleotides. It is a transcript of the gene stxbp2, whose product is annotated as syntaxin binding protein 2. Gene Ontology annotation, cellular component: secretory granule; plasma membrane. The record is from RefSeq and is a predicted model, not a curated record. Gene Ontology annotation, molecular function: syntaxin-3 binding. The transcript is spliced from 16 exons. Lineage: Eukaryota; Metazoa; Chordata; Chondrichthyes; Orectolobiformes; Stegostomatidae. Bases 2229 to 3791 code for a protein of 520 amino acids. Gene Ontology annotation, biological process: intracellular protein transport; neurotransmitter secretion; vesicle-mediated transport.